AUGACUUCCAUCAAUACAACCAGCUUCGCCAAUUUUUCCAAUAAAUCUAAUAGCACCCUUGGAAAUCCAGUACCACCAAGGCCACUUUGGGUAAUGGUAGUUUGGCUCUGUGUGGCAUGCUUUAUUACUGUUGGUAAUUCCAUUCUACUUGUUUUUAUCGCCUUGCAAAAACGCCUUCGAACUAUCUCCAAUUGUAUAUUAAUUAGUAUGUCGUUAGAUGCUAUUUUAAUUGCUGUCUUAUAUUUAGUGCCCAGGCAAGUUCUUGAAGCUAGUACAUUAAAGAAAUCACCACUGUUUUGUAACUUAAGUCUUACAUUUGGCAUAUCAUUUUUUAUUAAUUUAAACUUUCAUAUGUGCAUUCUCAGCUUGGAACGUUAUUUUUCUGUUGUAUAUCCAUUCCGUUAUAAAUCUUUAAUAACACAACGUAAUGUUAUUAUAGUAUUGCUAAUAUCAUGGGCAUUUUCAACUCUAGCUGGUUUUAUACCUUUUAUGAUAUUUUUUAACUUGAGUAAUCAAGUAUGUACAAAUCGCUCCAAUGAUGAACUAGCUGAAACUAUUUAUUAUUAUAUCGUAUUUAUUAUUUUAUUUUACAUACCUUUGAUUAUUAUUAUUGCUACAUAUACUAGAAUUGUAUGGAUUGUUCGUACUAUGAAUAGAAAUCAUCUUAGAACUAAAAAUUCGAUCAUAACUGAGAAAAAAAAUAAGAAAGCACUCCUUCAAGUCAGCAUUAUUGUCGGGAUUUUUUGCCUAUGUUGGAUACCUUAUACAACUUAUUACUUGAUAUUAAGACUGGAUAUGAACGAUUUCUUAAUUUCUAUAUGGCGGCCAUUACAAAUUCUAGCAUUCUCAAAUCCAGCUAUUAGUCCAUUACUUUUUGCCUAUUUUAAUGCCGAUGUGAGGGAAGCUGCUAAAGACUGCCUUAUAAAAACAUCGAAAUUAAACAUAUCGACUUCCGCAGCUACCGAUCUAACAUCAGCCAGGAGCAGUUUCUCCAAAUAUUUACAUAAAUCAAGAUCUCGUGAAUUAACCGAAAAUCGCGGUCGUUUGAUAUCAGCCCUUCCGUCAAUUCCGCUAUCGGCCUCGUCUACAUCAACGGGCAAAAUCACACCAGUUUAA
Messenger RNA from Trichoplax adhaerens, 1116 nucleotides. RefSeq lists its product as uncharacterized. Gene Ontology annotation, molecular function: G protein-coupled receptor activity. Gene Ontology annotation, biological process: G protein-coupled receptor signaling pathway. The transcript has 2 exons. The record is from RefSeq and is a predicted model, not a curated record. The coding region runs from base 1 to 1116 and encodes 371 amino acids. Lineage: Eukaryota; Metazoa; Placozoa; Uniplacotomia; Trichoplacea; Trichoplacidae. Gene Ontology annotation, cellular component: membrane.